Molecule: messenger RNA, 531 nt
Organism: Clavispora lusitaniae ATCC 42720
Lineage: Eukaryota; Fungi; Ascomycota; Pichiomycetes; Serinales; Metschnikowiaceae
Molecular function (GO): protein binding
Source: RefSeq, a predicted model, not a curated record
AUGUCUACAGAAAACCAAAUUGAAGGCGCUUCCUACUCGGAACAGAUUUUGGAAUGUGCAAGAAGGAACAAUACGGAACUCUUGAAAGAAAUCAUUCACUCCUUGGACCUGGACCAUGCCAAGUUGGCUAACUUGAUUAAUGAAACAAAAGAAGUGAUCACGAACAAUUCGCCUUUGCAUAUUGCCACUCUGUUGGGUAACUGGGAAUUUAUAGAUAUGGUCCUUGAUGUGGAGGGAGUGGAGAUCGAUCCCUUGAACAGAGAAGGUGACUCGCCUUUGCAUUUGGCGGUUAAGUACGCCAGCAACGAACCGGAAUACGGCUACUUCAUUAUAGACAAUUUACUUGAUGCCGGAUCAGACCCUACUGUUGUGGAUAAGCACGGUUUGAAACCCGUCAAUUACGUCAAGCAAGACGAGAAGCUUCGGAACCUAUUGGAAAGUGCAGAGUAUGCUGCUACAGCACAGGCUGAUUUGGAGGCCAAUGAGGAGGUGGAGGACGAUGACGAAGGAAGUGCAUCGGAAUCGGACUGA